Molecule: messenger RNA, 1290 nt
Organism: Eublepharis macularius
Lineage: Eukaryota; Metazoa; Chordata; Lepidosauria; Squamata; Eublepharidae
Product: vomeronasal type-2 receptor 26-like
Exons: 3
Coding region: 1-1290 (429 amino acids)
Biological process (GO): G protein-coupled receptor signaling pathway
Cellular component (GO): membrane
Molecular function (GO): G protein-coupled receptor activity
Source: RefSeq, a predicted model, not a curated record
AUGGCAUUUGCUGUGAAUGAAAUCAAUGAAAACCUCCAGCUCUUACCAAAUGUCACCUUGGGCCUCCAUGUGCGUAACAACUACUUCAACAACAGAGAAACUUAUCGUGCCACAAUACAACUUCUCUCUACAAAGAACAGAUUCCUCCCCAACUACAAGUGCGAUUCCCAGAACAAUCUGAUCGGCGUCGUUGGAGGACUGGAAGCUGAGACUUCCUUCUACAUAGCAACUCUGCUGGCCAUCUACAAGAUUCCACAGACACAGCCACUUUCUGUCUGCAGUGAAAGUUGCCACCUGGGUCACAGGAAGAAAAUGAAGGAAGGGGAGCCAUUCUGCUGCUAUGACUGUAUUCCGUGUCCAGAAGGGAAGAUUUCUAAUAAGCAAGACAUGGAUGACUGCAUCACUUGCAGAGAAGAUCGCUAUGCAAACAAGGGACAAGACCAAUGCAUUCCCAAAGACACCACUUUCUUGUCUUAUGAUGAGCCAUUGGGAAUCACUUUUGUUACUUUUGUGCUUUUUAUGUCUCUCACCACUGUUUGGGUGCUUGGAGUCUUUAUCAAGCACCACAGCACUCCCAUAGUCAGAGCCAACAACAGGGACCUCACUUACAGUCUCCUUAUCUGUCUCCUCCUUUGCUUCCUUUCUGCUUUGCUAUUCAUUGGGCAGCCAGCACGUGUGUCCUGUCUCCUCCAACAAAGCAUUUUUGGCAUGGUCUUCUCAGCUGCCAUUUCUUGCGUGCUGGCAAAAACAAUCACGGUGGUUCUGGCUUUCUUAAGCAUCCAGCCCGGAAGCAGCAUGAGAAAGUGGGUGGGGAAAAGAGUGGGCAAUGCUAUUGUGAUUUCCUGCUCCCUUUUCCAGGCAGCCAUUUGUUGUGUGUGGCUGGCAACUUCUCCCCCAUUUCCAGAUGCCAACAUGCACACACAGACUGAAACUAUUGUCCUGGAAUGCAAUGUGGGGUCUGUCACUAUGUUCUACUGUGUCCUGAGCUACAUGGGCUUCCUGGCCCUUGUUAGCUUUGUGGUGGCUUUCCUUGCCAGGAAGUUACCUGACAGUUUCAAUGAAGCCAAAUUCAUCACUUUCAGUCUAUUGGUCUUUUGCAGUGUCUGGGUGUCCUUUGUUCCAACAUACCUGAGCACCAAGGGAAAAUUCAUGGUGGCCGUGGAGAUCUUCUCCAUCUUAGCUUCCAGUAUUGGGCUGCUGGGUUGCAUCUUUGUCCCUAAAUGUUACAUUAUUAUUCUGAGGCCUGAGCUGAACAACAGGGACCAGUUGAUAAGAAGAAAAGGGCAAUAA